UGAAUAUGUAGAUAAAUGAGCCAGAUUCACAUAGAUCAGAAGUUUUAUCUGUCAUCCAGUCUCUGGUCUUGUCAAGUCGUUCUUUUGUUUGAUAGGUGCUCCACGUCACCAUGUAUAUCUCCUCCCAAAAUCUGGUACUCGCCUUAUCGGCGCUGCCUUCAGCAUUUGGCAAAUCCUUCUCUCACCAUGCUGAAGCUCCUCAAGGCUGGCAAGUCCAAAAGACUGCCAAAGUCGCUUCCAACACGCAGCAUGUCUUCAGUCUUGCACUAACCAUGCAAAACGUGGAUCAGCUCGAAUCCAAGCUUCUUGACCUCUCCAGCCCCGACAGCGCCAACUACGGUAACUGGCUCUCCCACGAUGAGCUCACAAGCACUUUCUCUCCUUCCAAGGAGGCGGUGGCUAGUGUGACAAAGUGGCUCAAGUCAAAGGGCAUCAAGCACUACAAGGUCAACGGUGCUUUCAUUGACUUUGCUGCUGAUGUUGAGAAGGCCAAUACGCUUCUCGGAGGUGAUUACCAGUACUACACUAAGGAUGGUCAGACGAAGCUGAGAACGCUGUCUUACUCCAUUCCUGAUGAUGUCGCCGGUCACGUUCAAUUUGUUGAUCCUAGCACAAACUUCGGUGGCACCGUUGCGUUCAACCCUGUGCCUCACCCCUCGCGCACCCUCCAAGAGCGCAAGGUCUCUCCCUCCAAGAGCACCGUUGAUGCUUCAUGCCAGACAAGCAUCACCCCUUCUUGCCUCAAGCAGAUGUACAACAUUGGAGACUACACUCCCGAUGCCAAGUCUGGAAGUGAGAUUGGUUUCAGCAGCUUUCUCGGCCAGGCUGCUAUUUACUCUGAUGUCUUCAAGUUUGAGGAGCUGUUUGGUAUUCCUAAGCAGAACUACACCACUAUUCUGAUCAACAAUGGCACCGAUGAUCAGAAUACUGCGCAUGGAAACUUUGGAGAGGCUAACCUUGAUGCUGAGAACAUUGUUGGAAUCGCUCAUCCUCUUCCUUUCAAGCAGUACAUUACUGGAGGUUCACCACCUUUCGUUCCCAACAUCGAUCAGCCCACCGAGAAGGAUAACCAGAACGAGCCCUACGUGCCUUUCUUCCGUUACCUCUUGGGCCAGAAGGAUCUCCCAGCCGUCAUCUCCACUUCCUACGGCGAUGAAGAAGACAGCGUUCCUCGUGAGUAUGCUACACUCACCUGCAACAUGAUCGGUCUUCUCGGUCUCCGUGGCAUCAGUGUCAUCUUCUCUUCCGGUGACAUCGGUGUCGGUUCCGGCUGCCUUGCUCCCGACUACAAGACCGUCGAGUUCAAUGCCAUCUUCCCCGCCACAUGCCCCUACCUCACCUCCGUCGGCGGUACCGUCGACGUCACCCCCGAGAUCGCCUGGGAGGGAUCCUCCGGCGGAUUCAGCAAGUACUUCCCCCGACCCAGCUACCAGGACAAGGCCAUCAAGAAGUACAUGAAGACAGUCUCCAAGGAGACCAAGAAGUACUACGGCCCUUACACCAACUGGGAGGGCCGAGGUUUCCCUGAUGUCGCUGGACACAGUGUUGCGCCUGACUACGAGGUUAUCUACAAUGGUAAGCAGGCUCGAAGUGGAGGUACCAGCGCUGCUGCCCCUGUUUGGGCUGCUAUCGUUGGUCUGUUGAACGAUGCCCGCUUCAAGGCUGGUAAGAAGAGCUUGGGAUGGUUGAACCCUCUUAUCUACAAGCAUGGACCCAAGGUCUUGACUGACAUCACCGGUGGCUAUGCUAUUGGAUGUGACGGUAACAACACUCAGUCUGGAAAGCCCGAGCCCGCUGGAUCUGGUCUUGUUCCCGGUGCUCGAUGGAACGCCACAGCUGGAUGGGAUCCUACCACUGGCUAUGGAACUCCCAACUUCCAGAAGUUGAAGGACUUGGUUCUCAGCUUGUAAGAUUAUAAACUAUAUAGAUAAUGAAUCUGUCCUGUAAUUUAUUCGCACUCAUAUACAAAUGGUCCGUCCGUUAAUAUCAGUUAUUUAUGAGCGAAUUAAAACAUUGACCCCACGCUCUUCUGCCAGAUCCUUAAUUUCUUGUAUCUUUUCCCUCAUCGGGUCGUCCACAAGUGCCUUGGAACAAUCCAGUGUCUGAAGAUUUCUCAAUCGCCCCUGUGGUCCCGUCUCCCUGACGAGAUUAAGAACAAAGUCCAAGAAAGGUGAGAUUUCAUGGUCGGGAAGACGUCGUGCGUUAGACCACAAGUUGAUGUCCAAGAGCCUGAGAUGCUGGAUAGAUCCCGGCAACCGCACAGGACUUUCCUCUCGAGAUCCUGAAUAAACCCAUAGUUCGUGGCCGGAUAAAUGAGGCAUCGGAACGCUGAGGACCUUGAGGCCUGUGAGAUGGUGGUAGCAAUCUUUGAAAUCAAUGGGCUUAGAAUCGUCUGCCGCAUCAUCAACAGCAUCUCCCACCCACUCAACAUCACAGUUAUUAACACACAGAUGCAACUCCUCCAGAGAUGCAGCGUGAUGAAACAGGCUCCUAGCUAGUGUUAUCCAGCUGCGCUCAUUCUCAUCAAGGUCGAAUGAGAAGUGGAGGUAGAAAUGUCUUAAGCUGCUACAAGAUCCGAGAAGGUCUGAGAGUCCAUUACUCGAUAAGGUUGUCUCUUCGAUAGUGAUAGACUCAAUAGACGAGGUACCCUUCGGAAAAGGCAUGCAAUACCUGUCUUUGAUAUAGCGUUGAACACUGUCCUCGAGAUCGUUGUAGUCCUGAUCACCAAGUCUGUACGUUUUGAGGUCCUUGAGAUUUGGGAGAUAGAGAAACGGUGUCAGGUACUUGAGCGCAACAAUGCUUUCAAUAUUAUUAUGUCGAAACUCGAGCUCUCGAAGCUUUGCCAGUGGUAGCGGUGCACUUGGUUUGAGGUCUUUGCUGUCAAAACGAAGAGCCAGUUGUUUUGCAAAGCGCAGAACAAGAGGGCCUUCAUCAUAUCCUGGUGUCGGAUCGAAGAAAGGAAUCGUCACGCUGAGGCUUGUCAGAUUGGUUGCCCAGGCCAGGACGAGAACAGCAAUGGCGUCGUCGUUGUCUUCAAGGAUUCGGGCACAUAGGUAUGUGGACUCUGCUAGUGUCGGAACGACUUCUUCAGCUGCCCAUGCAAGCAUUUGGAGGUUAUCGGGUUUCAUGGGAACGCGAGCCGCGUCGCGGUCAUGAAUACUUUGAAAGUAUGAAAACGAUAGAGUCUUGACUUGUAGACGGUAUUCAGGAUGGCGCAAGAGUUCGAGCGCUAGUCUUGAGAUUGGUGGACAUGGCGAAUCGCCGUCGUAGUAGCCGUAGUAUCCUUCAUCGCUCCAGUGACGGACGCGAAGAGGACUAGCGAGCUGUUUGAAAUGCUUGUUGACGAGAGUGACGUUAAAGAUGCUGGAGUGGUUGAUGUCAGAGAGAUGUGUGAAGAUACUCGUGAGGAUCUCAUUCGGGAUAUCUUUGAGGCGAGUCAUGGCGAU
Molecule: messenger RNA, 3446 nt
Organism: Fusarium odoratissimum NRRL 54006
Lineage: Eukaryota; Fungi; Ascomycota; Sordariomycetes; Hypocreales; Nectriaceae
Exons: 3
Coding region: 111-1910 (599 amino acids)
Biological process (GO): proteolysis
Molecular function (GO): tripeptidyl-peptidase activity; serine-type endopeptidase activity
Source: RefSeq, a predicted model, not a curated record